AUAUGUACUGCUCCAGUUGCACACCUGGAAGUAAUUUGCCACGCAAUACUUACCCUGAAAACUUGCCUCUGGUUGAAAACCAGAACAGUUUUGGUUUUGCCUGAACUUCACUCACGUUUGAUUGAGCAUGUACUCCAAACGGAACUGAGCCAAGAGUCUGUUCCCCUUUUGGCAGAAAAUACUGCUUUGGAAUGCUAGCUUUCAGGAAGGAGUGUAUUUUCAGAGGGGAAAACCGUCGCCGGGUAAGAUGCUCGCUUGUCUGGUGGCAAAGCCAAAACUCUGACUGAAAAUGCUCCAUACAUGGAAUUCAGGCUUUGAGCAACUGAAAGCUACAACCUAAACGUUAGGCUGCUGUGCACCGAAGUACGAGCCAGUCUCUGAAACGCAACUAUGGGGAAAUUGCACGUUCUUUAAAGGCAGUAUUUUCCCCAGAGUUGUUAAUUCUAGUUCAUCUGCUGGAAAGCAUGGUGUUCCGCUUAUGUGUUAACAAAAUAAAGAUCAAGUUGCCAGGCCAGCUUCUGCAGCUUGCCAAUUACCUCUUGCUUCUCCUUCCUACUUCCAUGAGCUCACAAGACCUGACAUGAAUUAUCUGGAGCCUCAUCUUUUCCAGUAUUCUGAUACGCAAGGUACUAGAAGCUUCAGAGAAGAAAUUGCCAAAUUUCUGACUGACUAUGCCAGAGCUGCAAAAGCACUGAAUCCGGAACAUAUAACUGUUAUGAAUGGCUGUUGCGCUGUUUUUGCUACUCUGUCAACUGUAUUAUGUGACCCUGGUGAUGGAUAUCUUAUUCCAGCUCCAUACUAUGGUGGUAUAAAUUCGAAAACAUGGCUAUAUGGUGGAAUACAGCCUGUUCACGUGCCCUUGUCCAGUGAGGUGACUGACGAAGAAGGUCACCCUUUCCAGUUAACAGUUGAAAAAUUAGAAGCUGCAUUACAGAGUGCUAAAAAGCAGGUAGUUGCUUCCUGUAGCUGGAAUGAAAGGCAAUACACUGGCAUCCGAGUCAGAGCAUUAAUCCUGAUCAACCCCCACAAUCCGUUAGGGGACAUUUACCCAGCACAGUUACUGAAAGAAUGUCUAGAGUUUGCGCACAGAUAUGAAUUGCAUGUAAUAAUGGAUGAAAUAUACAUGCUGUCUGUUUACGAUGAUACCACCUUCACCAGUGUUCUUAGCUUAGAUUGUUUACCAGAUCCAGAACGGACACAUUUUAUGUGGGGUUUUAGCAAGGAUUUUGGUAUGAGUGGUAUCAGAGUUGGAGUAUUGUACACCAGAAAUCAUGAAAUUCGGAAAGCUGUGAAUCAACUGGCUGUCUUCCAUAGCUGUCCUGGACCUGUUCAGCAUGUUCUCAGUCAAUUCCUUAGGGACAGAGAUUGGUUGGAUAAUGUGUUUUUUCCCACCAACAAAAAGCGACUUAAAGAAGCGCAGAAUAUUCUUGUGGAUGGGCUUGCAGAUGUUGGAAUACCCGUGCUCAAAAGUUCGGGUGGACUCUAUGUAUGGGCGGACUUCAGAAAAUUCUUAAAAUCACAGACAUUUGAAGCUGAACUUGAAUUAUGGCAGAAGCUCCUUGAUAAAAAACUCCUGAUUAGUCCUGGAAAAGCUUUUUAUUGUUAUGAACCUGGAUGGUUUAGACUGGUUUUCUCCAAUUCUGUAGAUAAGAUUUACUUGUGUAUUCAGAGACUUGAGAAAAUGUUGCACAGUUACGCUGCUGAACCAGUCACAAACAACACAUCUUCUACUGCAGAUGCUUUAUGCAAUCCAGAAAAAGAUUCUUCAGGCAAACCUUCAAACACACGAGGAAAAGAUGUCUCCCAGCUAAAAAAUAUACUUGUUUAUUAAAAUCAUAUAUGCAUUUAAUGACUCGAUAUAGUUUAACGUGCUUGUUUUUACUAAAGGUGUGUGUGACUUCAGUAUUUUUGGCUGUAACCGUGCAUAACACUCUCACUUCGCUGUGACCUGGCAUUAAUAAUCUUGCAAGUGGACUUGCUAAUGUUGAAUUUUAAGGAAAGCAGACCUCCUGGAUAUUGUGAAAUUAGCCUCUGUUAAGCACAGCACUUGGGUUUACUCCAUUUCAAGUGUACUAUGUGUCAGUAAAAUCAGUGAGUCUUAAUAUAUACUUGCACAGUUGUUCAAUUAUUAAAUUUUGAAAACACUGGUAAAAUGGUUAUGCAUAUUACUAUAUAUUAUGUACUGUAUAUUUUAAUCAGAAUACAGAAAGUACUGUAGCUGGCAAAAUGUUUUUGUAUAUUCACGAUCUCUCUCUAAGUGUAAACUUUUCUGUAUAUGCAUGCUAAGUGAGUACUGAGAAGCAUUUAGAUUUUUGGCUUCUGGGCUGCCUUUCAGAUUAUUUCUGUGUGCCUGUAUUCAUUGGAUAGUGUUUUCAUACAUUAACUAUAAAAAACCCUUGAAGGUCUGUAAUGUAUACUCGUUUGGCAGAGUUGUAUGGGGACUUUUUUGCUUUGGUUUUGAUUUGUUGGGGUUUUAAAGUAUUUGCAGAAGUAAUUCACCAUUUGCUCCGUUAUUAAGGUUUGGUGAGAGAAAACUAGAACUGCAAAAUUAACAGACUGCUGUUGUAGAGGCUCAGUAGGAGGAUUGUCUCACUGUGGAUCCCUAAUAAACUUGGAAUUUGUGCUCCUGAUAGUAA
Messenger RNA from Harpia harpyja (harpy eagle), 2636 nucleotides. Its product is annotated as 1-aminocyclopropane-1-carboxylate synthase-like protein 1. The coding region runs from base 581 to 1831 and encodes 416 amino acids. Lineage: Eukaryota; Metazoa; Chordata; Aves; Accipitriformes; Accipitridae. Gene Ontology annotation, molecular function: transaminase activity; pyridoxal phosphate binding. Gene Ontology annotation, biological process: biosynthetic process; amino acid metabolic process. The record is from RefSeq and is a predicted model, not a curated record. The transcript has 14 exons.